GUAAAAUAUCAAUCCAUGCUCUCCCAAAUUAUCAACAUAUCAAGCUGGAACCCGGUAAAGCUCGAUCUCAAAACACGUCAUACAACUCGCCGGCAGCCUUAUCUGCUGGAUCGAGGCAGGAAACCAUUGGAUCACAGGAAAUUAUUGUGUUACGCGUGUUACGCAUGAAGGAUUGAGGAGAACCCAAUCUUAGAGCUCCCCACCGCCGGAGGGGUACCCUGCUAAUUUUAACUCCCGCUAGUCGAAACAAUACAAGGCUGAGACCUGAAGACACAAUCUACUGGGUACAUUACGGUCGCACUGUAAGAACAUUUCGACCAAUAAAGCCUAGCUCAGGUAAUAUGCUCCCGUACGAUAAGGCUCAGUGUUUCUAGAAGCUUUUGAUUAGAAAACAUUACAUUGAAGCUACAUGACGCAAAACUUACCCAUUUCCUCAAUAUCAACCAAAUCAACAUUCAGCCCUCAUCGCUGCAUUAUAAAAUCUUUUCAGUACAAACCCCACGAAUUGAUAUUAUACAAUGGCCGACGACAAUACGCCGAGUAUUCCAGCAGCGACAGACGCUCCUAUCGCUCCAGUUGCCAUCUUCAAAAAACGAGGCGCAAAGGGGAAAGCCAAUAUCCGAAAACGCCCAGCGACACCGCCGCCUGCCAACAGCGACAGUGACGAUUACACAUCAUCCGAAGACGAAUCAGGACAACGAGUCAAGCGACGCAAGAAGAAUACCGCCGUAGUGACAGCUUCAUCCAAGGAUAACGUAACACGAACCGACCGAAAUCACGGCGCCACCAUCUUCGAAGCUGAUCGUAGUGUACCUAUCACAAGUACAAACGAUGCUACAAAACAGACAAAUUGGUUUGAUGAGGACGCAAACCUACUAGGAAAGACGCGACCUCUUCCCAAAUCCAAAGAUGCAGUAGCAGACCCUUCCAUACAACCCGAUGGGACCUACAAAGGUCUCGCCAACCAGACCAAAUUCAUACAGAAGAAUCCGAACGCGCCCAAUCGGACGGUCGGGCCUAUCAAGGCUGCCACCAACAUCAGGACCAUCACAGUCACCGACUUCGCGCCUGAUGUAUGCAAAGACUACAAGCAGACAGGCUUCUGUGGUUUCGGGGAUAACUGCAAGUUCCUCCAUGCUCGUGAGGACUAUAAACAAGGCUGGCAGCUGGAUAAGGAGUGGGAAAACGUAAACAGAGGGAAGAAGAACCUGGGCGGAAAAGUAAUGGCCAGCGCCAAUCGCGGCGCAAAUGCCGACGAAGGUGACGUUGACGCAGCCGAAGAAGCUUUACUCGAAAAAAUACCGUUCGCCUGUAUCAUCUGCAAGGGGCCGUAUAAAGAGCCUAUUGUGACUAGAUGUCAACACUACUUCUGCUUGCCGUGCGCAUUACAGAGGUAUAGAAAAGAUCCGAGCUGUGCUGCCUGCGGCGCGGGUACAGGAGGUGUUUUCAAUACUGCGAAGACGCUAGCCAAAUUAUUAGAGAAGAAAAAGGAACGACAAGCGAAGAAGAGACAGAAAGCCAUUGAAGCAGGAGAAGACGUAUCCGAUGAGGAAGAGGUGCCGGGGAAGUGAUUAAUUGGUUAGAGUUCCAUGACGAGAUCAGUAUAAGAUACCCUUGAAGUUACUCAAAGCUAAGAUACUGGCAAGCUAAGGCUAUAGUAUCCAAAUAGUCGAGAUAUCUAGCCCGAGGCUGCUUUCGGUAAUAGAUGCUGCCUUCAAUGUUUGAGUGGCUGAGAACAUUGGCGCCUGGCUUGGAUGUUAUACAGAUGAGCAAAUACCGCCCAUCCCUUACUUCGUAGCUCAGCACUAUAUGUUAGACAUUGAUACUUGAGCAAUCACUUAAAGGGACACGUAGACAUAUCAGUUAGUAGAUAUAUUAGUUAAACAACUCCUAUGGAAAUAUAGAAUAUACCUAAAA
This is a messenger RNA of Daldinia loculata, 1917 nucleotides long. RefSeq lists its product as uncharacterized. Gene Ontology annotation, molecular function: metal ion binding. The record is from RefSeq and is a predicted model, not a curated record. Gene Ontology annotation, biological process: snoRNA splicing. NCBI's taxonomy places the organism in Eukaryota, Fungi, Ascomycota, Sordariomycetes, Xylariales, Hypoxylaceae. The coding region runs from base 519 to 1571 and encodes 350 amino acids. Gene Ontology annotation, cellular component: U2-type spliceosomal complex. The transcript is spliced from 2 exons.